Messenger RNA from Carassius carassius (crucian carp), 1885 nucleotides. RefSeq names its product vacuolar protein sorting 72 homolog b (gene vps72b). Gene Ontology annotation, biological process: regulation of DNA-templated transcription; chromatin remodeling. The transcript is spliced from 6 exons. Gene Ontology annotation, molecular function: ATP-dependent H2AZ histone chaperone activity. Bases 356 to 1513 code for a protein of 385 amino acids. The record is from RefSeq and is a predicted model, not a curated record. Gene Ontology annotation, cellular component: nucleus. Lineage: Eukaryota; Metazoa; Chordata; Actinopteri; Cypriniformes; Cyprinidae.
GGACACGAGCGUACUUCACUGCAGUCUGUCUCCUCCUGGCGGCUGCGGGUGAAUAUCCUCGUUCUAUUAGUUUGGUCUGGAGCAAGAUCUGUGUACAUCGAUUACUCUCUUAACACCACAUUAGGCUAGUGAGGCUGACAUUUAUUCAGCUGUAAAGCUGGUAUGAUCUGAUAAAAAUGUAAUAAACCUCCAGAUGCGCUCCUGAUGAUGCAGUAAUAUUCUGCUUUACGCAAUAGAUUUGCGCCCUGUCCUGAAAUCUGGUCCCCUGCUCUAUUUUAACUGGCCAUGUCAUUAUAAAUUAUAAAAACCCAUCUUAUCGUCUUUACAUAUCUGUGAAAUAGAUUUAGGAGUCAGGAUGAGCUUAGCUUUCAGCAGGGCUCCUCGAAAGACUGCGGGAAACCGCAUGUCCAGACUGCUGGAUGCAGAGGAGGAGGAUGAGUUCUACAAGAUCACCUAUGGAGGAUUUCACGACGAAUCAGGUGAUGACGAAUAUAAGGGUGACUUGUCUGAAACGGAGGAUGAGGUGGACAGUGACUUUGACAUUGAUGAAGGGGAUGAACCCGACAGCGAGCAGGAGGAGGAUGGGCCGCGUCGCAAGAGCAGAGUGGUGACCAAAGCUUACAAGGAGCCAGUUAAAGUGGUGCGGCAAAAACCAAAACAACGGAAACUGGCUGAACUGCCCAGGAGGACAGUCAAGACAAAGAUCAACAAAUACAACCCUCCAGAACUGCAGGAGGACAUCAACAAGAACAGGAAGUCGGUGCGUCAGUCAACAACAGAACACACGCGGCUGACGUACCUGAGGCUGCAGGAGAGGCAGGUUGCUCCGCGUCGAAGAAAGGGUACGAGACAUGAGCGACCUUUGACCCAGGCUGAACUUUUAGCAGAGGCCAAGGUCACAGCACAGAUUAACCUUCGAUCGCUGGAAAACUAUGAGCGUUUGGAGGCAGAUAAGAAACGGCAGGUUCAUAUGAAGCGUCAGUGUGUGGGAUCUGUUAUCCGAUAUCACUCUGUGCUCAUGCCACUGGUGUCUGACGUCACUCUUAAAGAGGAAAACGUGGAUGUAGAGGGUUUGGACCAAGACGCCCAACAGAAUCCAGGGCCUCGCCCUCCACAAGCUCUUUCCCAGUCAGAAUCAACCCUAGCUGCGCCUCCUAGUGUCAUAUCCGCUAACACAGCUGCUGUAAACCCUCUCCUGUCCUCAGGGCCUGCCAAAUGCUCCCGCACCUACAUCACAUUCAGUGAUGAUGAAUCCUUCCAGCGUUUCUUUCCCCAGUCCCCACCUCCUCGAAUUCCUGUCCAGGAGAUCUGCCCUGUUACCCAUAAGCCAGCGCUCUACCGAGACCCCAUCACAGACAUUCCCUACGCUAAUGUACAAGCCUUUCGGAUCAUCCGGGAAGCCUAUAAAAAGUAUGUGGCGGCCCACGGCCUGCCCUCCACUGGCACAGCGACUCCAGCUGACACCACUGCAAAGAAUCUGCGCCAGAAGAUCAUUAUUAAACAAGGCAUGUAGAACAAUUCACAAGAUGGAAUCUAUCUAUCUAUCUAUCUAUCUAUCUAUCUAUCUAUCUAUCUAUCUAUCUAUCUGUCUAUCUGUCUAUCUGUCUAUCUAUCUAUCUAUCUAUCUAUCUAUCUAUCUAUCUAUCUAUCUUGUGACAUUACAGUACAACUGGAUAAAAAUGUUUGCUGCCAAAUCUAUGUCUAGUGUAUUAUUUGUAAGUGCAAUAAGCUUCAUAGUUGAAUGUGAUUUUUGCAUUAAUGCUUAAUGUAACUUUAUUUAUUGUUUUUUAAAGCACUGUUUCAUGUAAUUGAUUAUGUAGUGAUGUGUAUUUAUUUAUAAUGUGUCCGUAUUAUUUAAAACAGCAUUAAAGAUUGCUGUCGUGUA